This is a messenger RNA of Limulus polyphemus (Atlantic horseshoe crab), 2480 nucleotides long. RefSeq names its product methyltransferase-like protein 25. Bases 663 to 2255 code for a protein of 530 amino acids. The record is from RefSeq and is a predicted model, not a curated record. The transcript is spliced from 7 exons. NCBI's taxonomy places the organism in Eukaryota, Metazoa, Arthropoda, Merostomata, Xiphosura, Limulidae.
UGUUACGCUUUUGUAACCAGAAUAUAAAAUAUUUAUGAAAUAAUAUUUCAAACGCUUUAUUUAAUGUGACAGUCUAAAUGUAUUUGUCAGGUACUUUAUUUUUUUCUUCUUUUUUUAUCCCAAACACCAAUGCCACUUGAAGUUACUAGUUGGUCGAGGAAUAUUGAACUAUGACUAUGAGAGUCGUGUAUAACAUUCAGAAGUGCAUUGUUGGCAAUGUUGCUCUUACACUAUUUGUACUCGAUAGUGAAACGUGUUACAACUUAUUCUGUUUACAGUUAGAGUGUUGCUACUACUAGCCACAAAUAAGAACUAAUUAAAAGUGUAUAUAUAUUUACAUUUGAUUGUCAUUUCAGUUAAUAGAUAGAUAUAGAUGUGUAACUGUAUAUAAAUCUCAAUCGAAUACAUUAAUGAUGGCAGAUAAAAAAUCGUGAGCUUAAGAAACUGAUGAAGUUUGUGGACAAAAAAGGUUAUGAUUUCGUAUUCGCAGCUUUCUCGGUGUAUUUGCCUAUGUUAUUUGCUUAUUCAUAGAUAGUACAUAUUAUUUAAUAAUUUUGUUUCAUAGAUGUUACAGUUUUUAAAUGUUAGAAGUAUUUUUAGCUCAGAAAAGUCAUAUCAGUAAUAAGUUUAUAUUUUUGGGGUUCACACCCAAUACUUAAAUAAUGACUAUACAAAGUAACUUGCCAAAUAUUCUAUGUGAGAUAGCAAAUUUUUUGUCGAAACAUAGAAGCUUAACAAGUGCCCAUUUAGUAGACUUCUUUUCUGAUGAUAUUUGGAGUCGCACCUUGAAUCCUGAAAUCCAAGAUGAACUUCUUUCAAUUAAUGAAAAAGAAUUUUUCCAGUUGAUCGUAGAUAAUGACGUUUUCAAGCAGCAACAACAAGUGAAAAGAAAUGUUCCACACCUUACAAGGUUCAUCAAACAGUCCUGUCAUUACACAUUACCUAAUCUUGGAGUCUGCUCCGCACUUGAAGACAUUUCAGGCAAUAGUUUGAAAUCAGUAGUAACUUCCUUUCAUGACCCUAAGUUUUUAAUAUCCAACAAAAAAAAUCAUGAAGUUGAGAAGAUGUCUGAGAUUAUAUCACAUGUUGCAAACCAGUGUGAUAUCAAAAUGGUCAUAGACCUUGGCAGUGGUAAAGGUUACUUAUCCUCUUACCUUGCCUUAAACUUCGGGUUAAUUGUGUUGGGAAUUGAUGCAUCCAGUAGCAAUACUACCCUUGCUUGUGGCAGAAAUUUUCGGCUUUAUGAAUUAUUAAAGAAACAACAACAGAAGCAGUCAGUUUCUGGAACCAUAUGUGUGCAUGAUUUCAACUUGGUCAGUGGUGAAAAAGAAAAAAUACAUUUUUGUGGAAAGGAGAACAUAAGUAACUGUUGCCCAUCGAAAAAUAUUCCAAACUCUUCUUCUGAACUGCUUAUUAAUGCAGAGGGUUUUGGAAGAUUUGUGCCAAUCACAGCAAGUAUUAAAACAGACACCGUUUUAGAGGACUUAAUUUCACAAGCCAAACAUGAAAUAGAACACCAACUACCAACAGAAAACCCUUUGGUCAAUAUCAUAGACACAGAUCCAAUUUUAUUAUGUGGGUUACAUACUUGUGGAAAUUUGGCAGCUGCUGAACUGAAAUUAUUCUCCAGAAGUCAGCAGAUAAAAGUUUUAUUAAAUAUCAGCUGCUGUUACCAUUUGUUAGAAGAGGAAUUUUGGAAAAACACUUUCGACAAAGAAGGAGAUAAAGAUCCUAUGGAUGUGGGCUUUCCUCUUAGUUCUGUACUUAGACAAAAAAAGUUUUCUCUCAGCAGAAAUGCGAGGAUGUUGGCAUGUCAGGCUUUUGAACGAAUCUCCCAAAAAGGAGAGAUUCCUACUAAGUCACAAUUUUACAGAGCAGUGCUUCAGGUUAUCAUUCGGGACAAGUGUGGAACCAGUAGAUCAGAUUAUAGGGUUGGCAGGCUAAUGGCUAAAUGUAAUGGAUUUGUUGAUUAUGUUAGACAGUCACUGAAGAAACUGAAACUUACACAUCUUCAGAUCACUGAUGAGGAGAUUCUUAACUAUUUAAAACAAUAUGAACCUGAAGAAGACAAAGUCAGAGCUUUCUUACAGUUGAGGUUGUGUUUAGCACCUUGCAUUGAAGCAUUAAUUUUGUUGGAUAGACUAAUGUUUUUAUAUGAAAUGACUAGUGUUGAAAAAGCCCAUCUUGUACAAUUGUUCAACCCUCUGACAUCUCCUCGUUGUUAUGCUCUUGUAGCAUUUAAAAAUGCAGCAUAAGAUGCAAGAAAGUAAUAGCAGAUUUUUUUCCUUCAUUUAGAAUUCUUAGUUAAAAUAUAUAUUAUAUAUCUUGAAAAUAUCAUUGAAGCAUUGAAUAAUUGUGUGUGUACAAGUAUAGUAAAUGAAGCUCAUCAGAAACAGAUAAUGGGGGGAAUGCUUUUAAGAGUUUUAUGGAAAUAGUCUUAUAAUUUAUUUGAAUUCAUAAAACAGUUUGUUGUUUUGUUU